AGAGCCUUCCCAGUUUGGUUCUAUUCGCGUGUCAGAGUUUUCCGUUCGCUAUCAUGUCUGGUCGAGGAAAAGGCGGGAAGGGGCUUGGGAAAGGUGGCGCAAAGCGUCACCGCAAAGUUUUGAGAGAUAACAUCCAAGGAAUCACGAAGCCUGCUAUUCGUCGUUUAGCGCGUCGUGGUGGCGUCAAGCGUAUUUCUGGCCUGAUCUAUGAAGAGACGCGAGGUGUACUAAAAGUGUUUCUUGAAAACGUUAUUCGUGACGCCGUGACCUACACCGAGCACGCCAAGCGCAAGACUGUGACCGCUAUGGACGUAGUUUACGCUCUGAAGCGUCAAGGCCGCACGCUGUAUGGUUUUGGCGGUUAAAUUUCACCCGGACCAGAUUUUCAAAAAACAAAGGCUCUUUUAAGAGCCGCCCAAACGUUCAAUUAAAAGAGAAAAUUAAUGUUUAUUAA
Puntigrus tetrazona (Sumatra barb) is the source of this 454-nucleotide messenger RNA. RefSeq names its product zgc:153409. The transcript has a single exon. Bases 54 to 365 code for a protein of 103 amino acids. Gene Ontology annotation, molecular function: DNA binding; structural constituent of chromatin; protein heterodimerization activity. The record is from RefSeq and is a predicted model, not a curated record. Lineage: Eukaryota; Metazoa; Chordata; Actinopteri; Cypriniformes; Cyprinidae. Gene Ontology annotation, cellular component: nucleosome. Gene Ontology annotation, biological process: nucleosome assembly.